Molecule: messenger RNA, 6270 nt
Organism: Anguilla rostrata (American eel)
Lineage: Eukaryota; Metazoa; Chordata; Actinopteri; Anguilliformes; Anguillidae
Gene: cttnbp2
Product: cortactin binding protein 2
Exons: 23
Coding region: 305-4936 (1543 amino acids)
Biological process (GO): protein dephosphorylation
Cellular component (GO): actin cytoskeleton
Molecular function (GO): protein phosphatase 2A binding
Source: RefSeq, a predicted model, not a curated record
CACAUUCCAGUAUUUACCCAUAGCAGGGGUGCACCUCCUUUCAAGUUAAGAACGCACCAAACGUGCUCGUAACUGGAAUGCGUGGGGAACAACCGCUGCUUUACAAUUUUCUUAACGUUCUCUCACAUACUAGACCUGCUACCACCACGUACGCACACAUAUUGGUUUUUCCUGUUUUCAUACUCAGAGGUCGUAAUCCCCUGCGAUUCAAAUUCAGCAGCUUAGUAGUUAAAGCUGAGCCGAAUGCGUUGUUUUCUGAUCUGUGUGUCGCUCUCACUUCACCAAGCGCCGCGGCACUAGGAAGAUGGCGACGGAGGGUGCAAGCGGAGAGAAGCCUCCUCCUGUUCAAACGCUUGCAACUGCGGUGCAUGGAAGCAUAGAAGCGAAAUGUGAAUUUAAUGUGGACAACCUGAGUAAGCCGGAGCUCCUGACGCUGCUCAGCAUCAUGGAGGGGGAGCUGGAGGCACGAGACUUGGUCAUCGAGGCUCUGAGGGCCCGCAGGAAGGAGACGUUCAUCCAAGAGCGCUACGCCUGCUUCACCAUCACGGACCCCUUCCUGGCCCUGCAGCGUGACGGACAGCCCGGGGGAGGGGACAAGGAGGGGCGGAGCCUAGGCGCCAGCCCCAUCUCCGUCCUGGAGGCUGUCAUGGCCCACUGCAGAAAGAUGCAGGAGAGGAUGUCUGCGCAGCUGGCUGCAGCCGAGAGCAGGCAGAAAAAGCUGGAGCAGGAGAAGGAGCAGCUGCAGAGCCUGCAGCAGGAGCACAGGAGGCUGACUGCGCAGCUGAAGGACGAGCGCGAGAAGAACAAGCACAUCGUCACCAUGCUGGUGCGGGAGUGCCGGCAGCUGGCCGCCCGCGUGGUGGAGGAGAGCCAGAGGUUCGAGGAGCUGUCAGCCCGCCUGCAGGAGGAGGGCAAGGCCUCGGGGCAGCUGGAGGAGGACCUGAAGGCGGAGCGUCAGAAGGGCCAGCAGAUGGAGGCGCAGAUGGAGAAGCAGCUGUCGGAGAUGGACGUGGAGCGGGAGCAGUUGAGGGCGUGUCUGGGGCGGGAGGAGGCGCGCUGCGCGGAGCUCAAGACGGAGAGCGAGGGCCUGCGGAGGCAGCUGGAGGAGCUCAGGACCAAGAGGGGCGCGAAGGCCCCGUCCCCAACGAGCACAAGCCUCGCCACGGCGACCGCGGCCAAGGCAACCGCCUCUGUCGCCGUGGAGACGGACCCCGUGAGCUGGCGGGCAGCCUCGUGCCAAACGGACCUGGCCGGGGAGUUCGGGGCCGAGGGUCUGAAGAAAGCCGUGCCCGCCAAAACACCUGGCGGGAACUACGGCACCACGAACCUGCCCAAAACUGGCGGGAUGCCACGGGGUCCGGGCUACAGCAGCCCGGGGGGGCUUCUUCAGGCCGAGAACGGGCCGUCUGGAGGCGAGUCCCCACCCACUUUCGCUCCCGCCACGCCCAUUCACAGUUUACACUCGCCGGGCACGCCCACCUCCUCCCUGCCCACGGGAGUCAGCCCCCGCGUCCAGGCCGCCCGCUACAAGUUCCAGACGCCCCCCCCGGAGCAGGACCAAAACGGCACGGGCGCCCAGAGCCCCCGGUCCCGAGACGUGUCCCCCUCCAACAGGGAACUGGUCGCCAAGCAGCAGGCCCGACACACCGUCACCCAGGUCCUCUCCCGCUUCACCAGCGGGCCAGCAGGGGGCGCUGUGCGGCCCGGCCUGCCUCACUCCACCUCCGAGGGGGGGCCCUUCCCCGGACGGCUCGGCCACGCGCAGAUCAAGUCCCCCACGUCGGGCAAGAUCGACCGGGGCAACCCCCCGCCCGUCCCGCCAAAAAAACCGGGCCUCUCGCAGGCCCCCUCCGCGCCCCACCCCCCUAUCAAAGUGGUGGGCGAUGGCAGCAGGUCCCCCGCCUCCGGUGUGGGGGUCCCCUCAAAGCCAGCCACGCCCAUGCUCCCACCCAAACCCGCCCUUGACUUGGCGGGAACAGGUGGGGCCAGUCCUGUCCCAGCCUUGACUGCAUCUCAGGUGGGUGCCCACCCCCAUCCGGGGCAGGAGCCGCAGUGGGCCGCAUGUGCAGAGUGCCACCCUGUCGCCGUCGCUGUUGUCAGUAGCCCCCCCAUAAACCCUGUUAGCGCUUCAUCCUGUAGACCCUGUGAUUCAGACAGACCCCUGGCAGCAGCUUCAGGCUGGACUUCCUCCAUAGCCCCCUCCCUCCCCAGUGGUGACCCCGCCCCCCUGGCUGACGGGUGCACCCCCCUCCUCGAAGCUGCUACCCAGGGAAACGUCACUUUACUGUCAAUGCUGCUUAACCCAGAUCCAAAGGAUAUUAGUCACACCCAUGAGGACACAAAUGCUGCCUUGUUCUCUGCUGCUCAAAAUGGACACACAGACUGCAUUAAGCUGCUGCUGGCUGCAGGGGCGUCUGCUGAAGCUUCUGAUGCAAACGGAUUAACACCUUUACACACGGCCGCUGCCCAUGGACAUUUCAGGUGCUUGGAGCUGCUGCUGGGCGGGAUUGCGGAUGUGAAUCGGGUGGCCGCGGGGGGGCAGAGCGCUCUGUUUCUGGCGGGCUCCAGUGGCGAUGCGGAGUGCGUGAGAGCUCUGCUGGACGCUGGCGCUGACCGCUCCCUGGCCACUGCAGAUGGAGACACUGCUCUCCAUGCGGCGGCUGCCGGAGGUCAUGUGGGCUGUCUGGAGCUCCUGCUGUAUCACCCUUCACGCCAAGAGAGCAGCGUCCUGACCCUCACUAACCGAGAUGGCUGGACACCUGCCUACAUCGCUGCUGCUAACGGCUACAAGAAGUGCCUGGAGCUGCUGUGUGGCCACAGCCCUCACGACCUGGAGCAGAGAGACGCCUGCAACCGCACCAUCCACCACGUGGCCACCGACGACUGCAAGGACCUGCUGGAAAAUCUCUACUCCUACAGGGUUCUGGUCCGGAUCCAGGGCGGCUCGGAGGAGCAGAUUUGCAUGGUCGACGUGCUGGAGGACGGCCCCACGGUCGGCGCGGUCGCGGUUCACAAGGACACGCGCUGGGAGGAGCUGAGUCUCGCUCUGACCGGGACGCUGUCGUCGCACUUCCUCCUGCUGACCGCUGGCGAGGACGGCGGCAGGGACCUGGGCCUGAGCGCUGACAGCGUCUCCUCCAUCCUGAUUGGAAAUACUGUUUGGAGCAUGGACCAGGAACCCUCACAGUCGCCAUGGGACUUGAUCAGAAAGUGUCACUGUCAACACAUCACAGUCAAAUUGAAAGGCCUGCAGGAGUCGUCCCUGGAUGAGCUCGCGUACGACUCCCUCAUACCCCUUCAGCUGCUCAAUAACUAUGUCCGCCUGGUGGAGCAAUACCGUAAUGUUAUCCUCCAUGGAUUGGAGGGUAGCUGCCAGGGGUAUAUUGCCAACCAGAUAUCACUCUGCAUCAAGCACAGGCAGGAGGCCAUGGGGGUGGGAUGUGACAUCAUCACUGUGGAAAUGGAGGAGGACCUGUCCAAGGAGCAGCUUCUGGAGACCUUCAUCAACUGUGGGUUCCUGGUCCCGGCAAACCAAGCUGCAGCCGGUCGCAGUGUGGUGAUGAUUCUGGAGGGUCUGGAGAAAGUGCGCUCUCUGUCUGAGCUUCUGGGUGACCUGUGUGACAGUCUGGAGACCCGGGGUGUGGUUUACCCUGUUCCCCUGCUCCAUGCUCAGGAAGGCAGCUGCCUGCAUCACUUCCAGGAAGGAGGCUUUCUGAUUGGCACACUGUCUAAGCCCCACCUCCAAGGGGCGGAGCUGCUGCUGCAGCAGCACUUCCGCUGGGUCCAGCUGCGCUGGGACUCGGAGCCGCUGGCCGGGCUGCUGACGCGGCACCUCCGCAGGAAACUGGUCCACAAGAUGAAGGGUCAGGUCCCGACUCCGACCGAUCUUCUGUGGAGAACCAUGGCCUGGGUCUGUUCUGUGUGGCAGCAGCUCAACUCCUGUGUGUCCCGCCUGGGCACCCCUGAGGCCCUCAUGGGGCCACAGAUGUUCCUGUCCUGCCCUGUGAUCCCAGGGCAGACCCAAGCCAUCGUCAAAUGGCUCACCAGGCUGUGGAACUUGGUGGUAGUCCCAAGGGUGGAGGAAGCCGUCAUCUCCAGGGUAACUGUGAGGAAGAGUCCGGCCCAGCAACAGUCACCAGGCAACAGCAACAGCACCCUGAGCCCCAGCCAGCAGGCGGUGGUCAAGGCUGCCCUCAGCAUCCUAGUCAACAAAGCCAUCCUCCAGGGCUGCCCACUGCCCCGCCCAGAGGUAGACAAGCACCUGGCAGAGUUCCGGGGCAGCAGGUUUCCACUGUCGGCACUGGGCUCCUACAAGGGAGCAGGAAGAAGGAAGGGGCGGGACAGCGCGGCAUGGAGGCGGGCCAACACCAGCCCGCGCAAGAAGAGCAGCCCGCUCUCUGGCUGGGCUUCCGGCGGCAGUUUGAGAGAGGGUUCACUGUCCACCACUGACCUCCACUUGAGCAGGAAGAGCACCACACCUCAGAGCUGUGCAGCCGGAGAGCCUUCCCGAUUCUCUUUGGUUUCGGACGACGAGACAGACCUGAUGCUGCAGCUGCAGACCAUGUGCUCCAGCAAGUCUGAGCCGGACAUCAGAAAGAUACCUCCCUCCAGUGAGGACUUCAUCGUGUUUCCAGGCACCCGCAGUGGACAAACGACACUACAGGAUAACAAUGAGGAGCCUGCACAGACUCCAGCAAAAGGAAGACGCCACUCCAGCAGCCACGCCCCUGGCACCCUCAGCAGUGAGAAACGAACAGCACGACUCAAAUCCCAACUCCCCAUCCCAAGCAGCAAGAGCCUGCAGGGAGAGCAGAGUACCGGAACCAACAGCAGAACCAGCAGCAAAACAAGGCAAGCCCCGCCCAGCAACAACAACAACCAAUCACAAGACAUCUGGAUCCUGCAGAGAGACUUGCAUGUAAACAACAAUAAAUAGCCCCUCCCCAACUUUUUUUGGGUUUCAUUGCUAUGUUGUAAUGUAGCAUUACAGCCUCUGUAUCUGUACUUUGUUAUCUGUACUUGUUACAAUGUGUAACAUCGUGUGUUUGGGGACCAGAGAUUUAUUAUAAAACAAAGAUGUGAAUUUCAAGGAAAACGCAAAACAAAAGAGCAAACUGUUCGUUAUUUUAAGGUGAAUACAUUUUGGAUAAUUUCAAAAGCAGGUUUUUUUUGGUAUUGAAUAUUUUAAAAUAUAAAAGUGUUUUGUUUAAAUGGUUGCAAAAUAGUUUAAAACAAAGUUGGAAUGAAUCAGGGUUUUACCAAAUAAGUGUAAAUAAGAUUUAGAAACAUAUAUGUUAGACAAAUUGCUGUCAGUGGUAUUGAAUUUGUACAGUAGACUUAAAAAAAAGACUGUACAUAUGUUUGUAAUAUGAGAAUUAGGUUCCUAAAUGUUCACUUGUUUCAAAGUGAAUGGAAUGUGGCAAUAAGUACUGUAUUUGCAAACAGGACAUUUUCUCUCAACUGUAAGCCAUAAUAAACACUUUGACUAGCCAUGUCUACCUAGAGGCAUGGCUCCACCCAUUUCUCUCUUUUCCGAUUCAAAGCAGCACAUCAUUUUUUUCUCUGUUCCAUUUUCUGUGACUUGUCACUUUAAAUUGUUCAUAUGUACAGAUGAUAUUUUUAGACCUGUGAAGUGAAGUGUAAUAUACCUAUCGGCUGAGUGUGAAAGAAAUGUCCUGCUUUCAACAAAACCUGCACUGUUAUUACCACGUCAUUUUCACAUGUUUAUUUUCCUGUGGAAAGGAACCCUUAUUGUUUGGGUUUCUCUGUCUCUGAAAAGGUAUCAAAAGAACAUUUUGUCAAUUCCUAUGAAAAGACUCUUAAAUUACACUGUAAAAAAUAUGUUGCUAAUGUGCCAAGGUAGAUACUUACUGUCAUCAAGUAUAUUUGUAACGGGCCAUUACAAAACUAUUUAUCAAUUUUAUACAUUAAAUUAAAUUACAUAUCUGUCCAGCGAAAUCAAGAAAGCUGACAGAUAUCCAGUUUUGAAGCACUGGAGUUAACGCUGUAUUAAGGCAAACAUUUUUCAUAGCACUGAUACUCUUACUUCCUUCUCUGUCCCCAUUGUGAAAAAAAACCAAGGAGUAUCUGUACCUCGUUACAUAAAGUGCAUUCGAUAGAAAAAUAAUGAUGUCGGAAGUUAAUCAUUUGUCCGUACUGUCAUCCAUUUCAUUCAUUUUAUUUACAAAAUAAAAUAUGCUUCCACUAGUGUAAGGCAGGAAUAAUUCAAAAAUAAAAUCACUUGGGAAAAGGGAAUUGUAAAAAAAUAAA